Molecule: messenger RNA, 129 nt
Organism: Meloidogyne enterolobii
Lineage: Eukaryota; Metazoa; Nematoda; Chromadorea; Rhabditida; Meloidogynidae
Source: the annotation of a GenBank genome assembly
AUGUCUGUUGGUCAACGCGCAAAACUUACAAUCAGCUCCGAUUUGGGUUAUGGAGAAAAAGGAAUUCCUGGAACGAUUCCACCAAAUUCAACUUUGGUUUUUGAUGUUGAAUUGCUUGCUGUCAAAUAA